UGUCAUAUAAAAGCCUUUCUUUCAUCAUUCUUCCAAUUAUUGAUGAGAGAGAGAAAAUUAGGUUUCCAAUCUGAUCUCCGAGUUUUGAAUUUAUGGCUAGUAAUAAUAAUAAUAGUUUCUGUAGAGGUUACUUAGCAUUUCAUCUAAAAAUCUUGAAUUUCUUUCAAACGUUUCUUGGAGUAUCAAUUGUAUUAUAUUCUGUAUGGAUGUUAAAUCGAUGGAAUCAACAUACUCAUGAUAUUAAACCAACACCACCACCUUUAGCUCCCUCUCCUCAAUCAUCAUCAUCAUCAUCGUUAUUUUCGGUGAAUUCUGAGAAUGUAGAUAUUAUCAGGGCUCAAUUUAUUGAUAACAAUUUGAAUUUGGAUUUUGGAGCUGGUAUUGUUUCUGGGUUUGAUGGUGAUGUUUCAAUUGGAUUCAAGAAGAUUCUUAUGCCAUGGUUCAUCUACACCACUAUGGGAAUUGGGAUUUUGUUAUGCUCAGUUACUUUCAUUGGCCUCAUUGCUGCGGAAUCAGUCAAUGGCUGCUGUUUAUGUUUUUACUCCUUGCUCAAUAUGGUGCUCAUAUUACUAGAAGCAAUUAUGGUGGCUUUUUUUGUACUUGAUAAACGAUGGGAUAAGGAUCUUCCGCGUGAUUCGACCGGAGAACUUGAUAGUCUUCGAUCGUUUAUUGAAGAUAAUACCGAUGUAUGCAAGUGGCUUGGAGUAGCUGUGGUUAUAACUCAGGCCUUGUCGUUGCUACUGUCACUAGUUCUACGAGCAAUGGUCUCUACUAGGGAUCCGGACGACUAUGAAAGCGAUGAUGAUUAUGUAGCUAUUAGAGGUAGAACAUUUGAACCACUGCUAAGUCGGCAACGAAGCCACAACUCUGGUUCCACUUCGACCGACACCAAAGUAACCCAUCCUGACAUUUGGAGCAAUCGAAUUAGAGAGAAGUAUGGUUUGCAUGGAGGGAGGUGAAGUAUAAUUUGUUGGAUAUGAACCCAACUGUUAAGUUCAAUGACUCGAAGUGAAGAUCGACAUAAAUGCUCAUUUUGUAUGCUGUAUGAGAUAAAAUGUGUUUGAGCUUGUCCCUUAAAGAACGGUAAGCACAUUGUACAUAGGUGGUGCCCAAUUUGGGCUGUUGGUUGGGGUGGGAAUAGUUACUUGUUCUUUUUAAUCAAUUUUUUUUUUCUAAU
Messenger RNA from Papaver somniferum (opium poppy), 1177 nucleotides. Its product is annotated as tetraspanin-18-like. Lineage: Eukaryota; Viridiplantae; Streptophyta; Magnoliopsida; Ranunculales; Papaveraceae. Bases 93 to 959 code for a protein of 288 amino acids. The record is from RefSeq and is a predicted model, not a curated record. The transcript has 6 exons.